Fukomys damarensis (Damara mole-rat) is the source of this 1997-nucleotide messenger RNA. RefSeq lists its product as uncharacterized. Gene Ontology annotation, cellular component: nucleus; cytosol. The record is from RefSeq and is a predicted model, not a curated record. Lineage: Eukaryota; Metazoa; Chordata; Mammalia; Rodentia; Bathyergidae. Gene Ontology annotation, molecular function: protein-N-terminal glutamine amidohydrolase activity; protein-N-terminal asparagine amidohydrolase activity.
AUGGCUCAGCAGCCACUGGUGAUUGUUUCUACUGCUCUGGGAAACUGGAAGAGGAAAGUUCAAAGUCAGAUUCCCCGGACUGGGGAGGCACCGGGGCUGUCACUGUGUCCUCUCCAGCCGGGUUCUCUGUUUCAAGAGUGCCAUACUUCUGUUGGCCCAUGCUACCUGCUGCAGCGCCCCAACAGUGCGCACCUGCUUCUCUUCCCUGCACCAGCUCUCUCCCCGCCGGGAGAGGAUGACAGCUUAGGCCAGGACUCUUCAAAGCAGGUCAGCUGUGGCUCCUACUCCUCAAAUCCUCCAACCCGGGAACCUCUCCACGGCCCCUCGCCCCACCCAUCUCACGGUCACAGCUGGGCGCUGUGUGCCCCAGGCGGCUCCCACUGGCCCCAGGGAGCGGACGGCGGCAGCAGCAGGCGCUGGCCUACCUGCCAUUUAAGACUUUUCCAAGAAGCUGCUUUCAUGGAGAUGCAGUUCGGGGAACCUUUGGACCAGGUGGAAGUCUUAUCCUUGAGACACCUAAGCAAGGUGUUUAUUUCACCACUCUGCUCUCGAGAUGUUGCCUUACUUCAACAUAAAGAUGAACAGUUAUCUCUGUGCCUCACUAAUUUGAGGGAAGAAAUUGCUGAAAAAGAUCACAAGCAAAGACUAUUAUCUAUAUAUUUGGUGCACUGCCCACCAGGCAGUACCCUGUGCUGUCUGCUCUGCACUCUCAGCCCGCCUGCCCCUCAAGGGCUGCGCGUGUCUACAGCAGCUGCUUCUGUUGUGCAGUGUUGUUCAGGAUGGCUUAAGGCCACUAGCUCGCUUGAGCCCCACAGGAGCGCUAGAGGUGAAGAAAAUAUUUGGAAGCUCUGUGAAUACAUCAAAAACCAUGACCAGUAUCCCUCAGAAGAAUGUCACCCUGUCUUUAAAUCCAAUGAGAAAAGGACGAUACCUGCCUGGAAGCAGCCGGCAAGACCUGGAAAUGGACUCGUGAUCUGGGAUUACCGUGUUGUUUUGCUUCACCUUUCGAGUGGAGGACAGAGCGUCGUUUCUGAUCUAGAUACCGUGCUGCCAUUUCCCUGCCCCUUUGACGCAUAUGUAGAAGAUGCCUUUAAGUCUGAUGAAGACACUCACCCACAGUUCAGGAGGAAAGUGAGAGUGAUCUGUUCCGAUUGCUACUUGAAGACCUUUGCUUCUGACCAGUCUCACAUGAAAGACUCUGGGGGGAACUGGCGGGAGCCUCCCCCACCUUAUCCCUGCGUGGAAACCACCGGAGACUGCAAAACGUACCUGGGUGAUUGCAUCGGUAUGGAUCCUGAGGUUGGGUGGGGAGCUGUGUACACACUACCUGAAUUCGCACAUCGGUUGAGCAGUACAAGCUACUGAGCUGGACAUCAGGAUGGAGAACUGUGGAGAACUCGGGGACAGGAACAGGCCAUCCUGUCAUGUAGGACUACAAAUGUGGUACCGUUGGCUUGGAGUUACAGUUUUCUCCUUCAAUUCAGUGGAGUAUAUGAACACAAAUACAGAUGAACUAGAGAAAAACCUUUUUGGGGCUGGAGUAGAAUGCAUAUUUAGCGUAUGUGAGGCCCGGGAUUCCAUCCCAGCACCUUCCCUUGAUGUGUCAGGUGGACACUUGUCCUGGUGUCUGAUGGCUGCCUUAGGGCUCCUGUGUUAAAGUGUGUGACGGCUGGGGCCGGACCUCUCUGUGUGCAGAUGAGAUGACUCUCCUGCAUGUUUCUGUCUUUCUAGCCACACUGUAAGCCCCCUGUGUGCAAGGCUGUGUUUCACGGAUAUGUGAACCUUUGGUGUAUCCGUAAAAGAUGCUCAUAAAAUAUUCCUGGAGACAGCACUACUGCUUGGAAAGGGAUUGUAUUGUAAGUUUCAGCAAAAAGUAUUAGUCUUUUUGUACUACCGUGUUGUUAACAAUUGCAUUUCCUUCAGGCUGAGUGAUAUUUGGCCUAUUUAUAAGUGAUUUUUAAAAGAUAAGAUUUGAAGUUUAUUGUGUUGAAGGUUUU